AUGAGUCUCAUAGUCAGAUAAAGAGUAGGCAUGCAUGACGAGUCCGUCACUCAAUCUAUUUUAUCCAAAGAAAUUAAAAAAAAAAAAAACUAAAACAGAAAACGCCAACCCAUUAAACAACUUGUGUGUCUAGUGUCAAUAGCUAAACCAAUUAAGGAACAUGUCUACAUCAAAUCAAAUGUGGAACUCAAAUUGGCUCUUUCAUACAUUCCAGAUCACUGUUUAGGAAGUUUAAAAGAAAGUCCCUGCACUUAUAAUUAUAGAGUCUCGCGCACUGACCGAUUGGAUGACGUCUACUUUUACACUCUCGAAUUACUCGAUCAAGCCAAUCAUUCGAUCGAUCAGAUCACCAACUUGCUAAUCAACUAAUCAGAUCCAGAUGCACCAUUAGCUGUUAAACUCGUGCAAGAACGCCAUCAAAUCCUGAAUGACUUCACUGAAUAGCCUUACAUUUCAAAUGAAGAUCUACUGAAUGUUGAAAAAAUUGCUCAAGAUUAUCCCUACCAAUGUACAAUCCAAAAAGUGAACAAGGAUUCUAGUUCACUCUCCCAAAGAAUUGUCAAUGAAUAAUUUUACACCUUGAUGGGAGUCAGCAGAGACAUGAUGCUUAACCACUUGCACGAAACUAAGACCAUCCCAUCUAUGUUUGAUCUUGGACCCAGUCUCAAAAUGUGGUGUGAUCUGUCAGCUAAUUCGAUUCAAUCUGCUCACACUUUUGAAACCUACAUCAACACCUAUGAAGGAGCCUAAUAUAAAUGCACCGUUGAAUAAAGAUAAAUGUUUAAAAGAACACAAGUUAACCCAAAUUAAAUUGUGCUCAUUGAAUUUUGGCUCUUUAAAGUAGACGAACCUUUGAAAUCUUAUCUCAUGAAUCCCUAGCGUAUCUACUAGAAUUAAAUCGAUUAUUUUAACAAGAAGAACACUUAAUAAGAAUAUGAAGUAUUCCUUCAAUCGAUGAAACAGAAGACCACUCCUCAGUAUAAAAACAAAAAUGCUUGUGGAUAUAAGUAAUUGACAUGGAUCUGA
Molecule: messenger RNA, 1026 nt
Organism: Paramecium tetraurelia
Lineage: Eukaryota; Ciliophora; Oligohymenophorea; Peniculida; Parameciidae
Exons: 2
Source: RefSeq, a predicted model, not a curated record